This is a messenger RNA of Oppiella nova, 192 nucleotides long. NCBI's taxonomy places the organism in Eukaryota, Metazoa, Arthropoda, Arachnida, Sarcoptiformes, Oppiidae. The record is from the annotation of a GenBank genome assembly.
AUGGCUAAGCAUCACCCGGACCUGAUCUUCUGCCGGAAGCAGUCGGGAGUGGCGAUCGGCCGCCUCUGCGAGAAGUGCGACGGGAAGUGCGUUAUCUGCGACUCCUAUGUCCGGCCCUCGACUUUGGUCCGCAUCUGCGAUGAGUGCAACUAUGGCUCAUAUCAGGGCCGGUGUGUCAUCUGCGGUGGUCCC